AUGAAGGCCGUACUUGUCACUCUUCUCGCCCUUGCCGCCAGUGCUCUAGCCGGCCCCAUCAUUGCAGAGCGACAGCUUGAUACUCAGGCUUCUGCCAUUGACAGCCUGACUGAGCAGAUCAAGGGUUACACCGCCUCCAUCAACAAGACAACCGAGGCUGCUCCCAGCAAUCCAUCCCUGGCGGACCAGAAUGCUGCCGCUGCCGCGUUGGCGCCCGACUUCCAAGGCAUCACCGAUGCUCUGAACUCAGCCACUACUCUGCUCUCGAAGCGUGACUUUUGGGUUGAGGAACGCGGUCUCUGUGACAAGACUUGCCUCUUGAUCAAGGUCAAGAUUCUGGUGUAUGAGAUUAUAUGCACCCUCAAGUUUGUCAUCAUCAAGCUUGGUCUGGGCUGUGUUCUCCUGUACCUCAAGCCCUUGAUCAUUGCCCUGAGCGGUCUCAUCAAGUGCCUCGACAAGGUCGUUGAUGGUCUCCUCUUCGCCGUCAAAGGCAUCCUUGAUGCUCUUCUCGGUACCAUUGCUGGUGCUCUGUUGGGUCUCCUGUGA
Molecule: messenger RNA, 546 nt
Organism: Phaeoacremonium minimum UCRPA7
Lineage: Eukaryota; Fungi; Ascomycota; Sordariomycetes; Togniniales; Togniniaceae
Exons: 3
Coding region: 1-546 (181 amino acids)
Source: RefSeq, a predicted model, not a curated record